AAACGGCAAAAACCAUUUCCCAGCUCUUGUGUGUUGAAUUUUCUCUCAAGUCUCAACUCUCGAAAAUGGCUGAUCGGAAGCUGUUCUGCACGUAUCUCCUCGCCGCCGCCGCCACCCUUGUUCUCUGCUCAGCUCUCUCCACCUCGGCGGCCACCACUUACAUGGUCGGAGACAACUCCGGCUGGGACAUAAGCACCGAUCUCGACACUUGGACUCAGGACAAGACUUUCAACGUUGGAGAUUCUCUCUUGUUUCAGUAUAGAUCCUCUGACACGGUGGAAGAAGUGAACAAACCGGCUUUCGACAGCUGCAACACGACCGACGCCAUCAGGACGUUCAACAACGGCAACACGACGGUGGAAUUGGACAGGCCUGGACCGUGGUACUUCGUCUGCGGCAACAGGCUGUACUGCCUUGGAGGGAUGAAGCUUCAAGUGAACGUGGCGGGGAAUGCAGAGUCGCCGGUCGGUUCGCCGGAGGCACAGCCAGGGGAUUCCAACCCUUCUUCCAAGAACAACUUGCCUUCUUCUGGGUUCGUCCAUGGCGGCAGAAGGGAGUCUGUUGUCAAUGCUCUUGUAGCGUUUGUGGCUGCAGCUAGCUUGUUUCUUCAUAUCUGAUGAGGGUGUUGGGCUUUUGGGUUUAUUGCAGAGUGUUUCAUUUUGUUACACAAUUUGUUUUAUGUGCAUAUGGGCCACACUACUAAAGCCUCGAAAUAUGAUGGAUUUUCAGUGGGAU
Molecule: messenger RNA, 735 nt
Organism: Linum tenue
Lineage: Eukaryota; Viridiplantae; Streptophyta; Magnoliopsida; Malpighiales; Linaceae
Source: the annotation of a GenBank genome assembly